This is a messenger RNA of Haplochromis burtoni (Burton's mouthbrooder), 1281 nucleotides long. It is a transcript of the gene nkx2-9, whose product is annotated as NK2 transcription factor related, locus 9 (Drosophila). Gene Ontology annotation, biological process: regulation of transcription by RNA polymerase II; cell differentiation. Bases 3 to 737 code for a protein of 244 amino acids. NCBI's taxonomy places the organism in Eukaryota, Metazoa, Chordata, Actinopteri, Cichliformes, Cichlidae. Gene Ontology annotation, cellular component: nucleus. The transcript has 2 exons. The record is from RefSeq and is a predicted model, not a curated record. Gene Ontology annotation, molecular function: DNA-binding transcription factor activity, RNA polymerase II-specific; RNA polymerase II cis-regulatory region sequence-specific DNA binding.
GGAUGGCUGCACCGACCAAGUUCAGUUUUUCCGUAAGGAGCAUCCUGGAUUUGCCUGAGCAGGAUGCGGAUGCAGCAAAGCGGUCUUCCCCGAUUUACUCCUCUUGCUCUUCCAGCUCACCCUACAGCUCAUGGAUCGACUGCGAGCGGAGCCUUUGCAUGUCUUCUGACGAUUGCAAUUUCGAGGCCUCUCCUGACUCAACUAAGCCCGAUGACCCGUCCCUCGAUUCAGAGCCUGAGCAGAGCAAGAAGAGCAAGAAACGCCGCGUUUUGUUCUCCAAGGCCCAGACCCUUGAGCUGGAAAGGCGCUUCCGCCAGCAGCGCUACCUGUCGGGUCCGGAGAGAGAACAGCUGGCACGGCUGCUGAGCCUGACUCCAACCCAGGUGAAGAUCUGGUUUCAGAACCACCGCUACAAGAUGAAGCGAGGUCGAGCAGAAGGAGCACUGCAGGACGUAGAAAUCCCGCAGCCGCCGGUUUUGCGCAGAGUCGUUGUUCCGAUCCUGGUCCGAGACGGGAAACCCUUUCACACAUGCUUACUUGACUCUGAGAAAUUUGGGUGUUUACCUCCGUCAUCUCAGCCGGUGCCCUUCCCUUUAGCUUACACAUCUCUUCAGCAUCCAUCCCCCGUUGCUCUUCCUCCAAGGUACCACCAACACUUUCCGGCAGUGGCGGCGGCCUCCAGCUUCGCCUGGAGAGACUUUUGGAGUGAUUCGGUUCAUCUUAAUUCUUUUAAGUAAAGGUCUCGUUUAACUCAUUUAGAACGGCAUCAAAUGUUUUCUGAAUGUUUUGUAAAUGUUCGAGCAACUUAAACGUUUAGAUUUUUUUCUAUAGAAUGAAUUAUAUUUUGCACAUUAUUUACGCACGUAUGCGGAAAUUUUAAAUGUUGUUUUCUCUUACAUGGCUCAUUGCUGUAGCCUUUAGAUUUUUAAUUACCGAGGUGUAUUCGUGUGAUUUUUAAGCCUUUUUAAAUGUAAUAUUUACAUAAAUGACUUGAUAAUUGAGUUCCAGUAGCUGCAUUAGGCGGUAGAAGAGGAUAGGAGAAUAGGGGCAAAGCCGCUAUAUAAGUAUGAAGGGAGAAUAUGCCAUUUGUUGGUUUUAAGGAUACUUUUUUAAAGAUUUAACUGUCUUUCUGUGAACAAAAUUAUUAAUAAAAUUCUUCAUAUUUUGUAUAUUUUGACAAUGUAAUGUGCUUUCUUUCUUUCUUUCUUUUUUUAUGUGUUGGCCCCAAAAGCGUGUACCCUGUGCAUGCAUUUCUAAAGACUAAGCUAAAGAUAAAAGGUU